UUAUUUCAUUAAGGUUUCUACUCAUUAACGUUUCUACUGGAUACGUAACAAUAACAAUAACAAUAACAAUGUGUUUAUAUAAACGUUAAAAUGUUUCUUUACGUUUGUCAUCGGCGUGUGACCGAAGUAUUAUCGAUCAGUAAUGUCGUUGCAUAAAUUCAAUUCCUUAUACGACGAUUACUCUUCUGAGAAUACAAAACAUGUGCCUUACGUCGAAGAAGAAUUACAUUCUUUUAAUAUAUAACAUAGAGAGAAUAUAAAAAAUAUAAGCAAUUUUUUUAAUAAUUAAAUAUAUCUCUGAAUCCAAGAAUAUAUUUGUUUGUUAUCAAGAUGUAUAAUGAUGGAUCAAGUGAUCAUGAUUGUCAGCAAUUAAAAAAAGGAUUUUAUAGAAAUUUCUUCGAAUACGAUCAAACAAAUACUGAUGAGUUUCUUCUAAACCGUGAUUUUAAUAGUAAUGCGGAAAGAUUAAUCGAAGAAGCCAAUAAAGUUGUUGUUAAAAAUUUAGAGGAUUCUAUAAAUAUGAAUGAAUCUUUUAUUAUGGGACCAAAUAAACAAAUUUUACUAAGUUAUAAAUUUGGAAACACGAUGAAAUUUUUUGAACUAUGGAACAAAUAUAUACCUGAUCAUAUAAAAACAUGUAAAGAGUACAAAAUCUUAACGCUUAAAUUGCAUGUAUAUUUUGUCAUUUUACCUAAAUCUAUGUUAAUUUUAAUCCAACAAAAAAAUCAUAGUAAAGAUAAAAACAUUCCUACAACAGCCUCUACUAAAGAGGAUUCUUCUUUCAUAGAAAUAGAGAAUCAUACAAUCAAACUUGAAAAAGAUUUUAACAAAAAUAUGGCACGGCUACAGCAAUAUUUGUCUACAGAUGGUAAAGAAUUAAAAUAUGAAACUCAAUUGAGAGCAUUUUUUGCAUUACCUUACGUAGAAGAUCCAUUGUCUGAUCCAUUAUUUCGUGAAAUAUUUAAUAAGAGUUGGACAGAGAAAUUAUCUAUACACUUGCAAGAAUUUAUUGCAAAGUAUGUACAGGAUAGUGGAGAGAAUGAAGAAAUUAUGGGUGAUUGCAUUGAAUCAAGUAAGAUAUCUGAGAUUGAUAUAACUACUUCAACAAUACCUUGUAAAAUAUCUAAUACAGAUAAUACAGAAAAAAUUGUUACCAAAAAUAAUCUACCAAUUAAACCGAAUGACAGAGAUGUACCUGACUUUUUAGGAGAUAAAAGUGAAGAACAACUUAAUAUUUCUUAUGAAAGGAAAUAUAAUAUGGAAUCAAAAAGUACACAAACGCACAAUCAUUUAAUAAAAGAUUAUCCACAGUAUUAUUUAGUAGAAAACACGGAUCAUCAAAAUAUUUAUAGAUACAAUCCAAAAUUAAUACAAUAUAAUCAAGAAUUAGCAUUAACAAAAUCCCAUUUAUAUAAUGUUCAUUCUAAUUAUAAAAAAUUAAAAUCUCGAUUUCAUAAAUUACACGGAGAUUAUCAUAAACUUCUGAGUAUAGCUGCAGAGUUAACAGCAGUUCUUGAAAAUUCAGUAAAAGGUCAAUCUGUAGAUCUACAAGGAAUGUUAGAAUCUUGUAUGAAGAUAUUUCCAGAUUUAUUUAAUCAAAAUAUAAGAGAUGAAUUGCAAGUAAAAGUACAAAAAUCCGAUGAUACAAAUAAACGAGAUAUUAUUCAGCCUAAUUUUAAUAUCAUUAAUAUAUCACCAAAAUUGUUAGAUUUUAAAAAGAUUAAAUUACAUUUAAUAAAUGGAAAUGUAAAGACAAAAUUACUUCUCUUGCAAGCAUUACGUUGGAAAAUUACUUUAAGUCAACCUGGAGAACGUGAUGAAGCUAUACACGAAUAUAUAAGUAGAGAUUUAUUAGGAUUACAUGGUCAGAUUGCCAGUGACAAUGGAAGAUCAAUUUUACCAUAUUUAUUAACACCAGAAAAUGUUCCAAUGCCACAUCCAUUGCAACAAUCUACAGCUAGGUUGUUAAAUACUUUUGCUUCCUUACAAUGUGGUAGAGAUUAUUUAUCCAUGGAUUCAUCUAUAGUUAGGGUGAUAUUUAAUUGCCUCAAUGACAACUACCACGAUGGAAUAGAUUCUCUGACUUAUGAUAUGACACUAUCUACUUUACAAAAAUUAUCAUUGCGCAAGCAGCAAAGAUUAUAUAUGAUAGAUAGAGGAUUGUUGGAAUGGCUGAUUUAUCAUUUACAUAAUGAAAGUAAUACAAUGAGUUUUUAUAGAUUAAAAUAUGCAACAGCUCUUUUGAUGAAUUUAUCAUUGCAUAAGCAAGCUCAGAUUAGAAUAUCUACAACAGCAUCAUUACUCAUAUCAACUCUUAUAAUGCUUCUGGCAAUUGAUCAUCCUUCUGUAUCACCAUAUGUUAAUGGAGCAUUAAAUAAUUUUCUUGCAAAUGAUCAAAUAAAUAAUGAAGCAAAACAUGUAAAUCUUUCAUCUAUAUUGGAACAAUUAUGUAAAAAUAAAACUGGAGAAAUGAGGGAAUAUCUGGAACACAUUCUGAAAGUACAUAAACGUGAAUGUAUUAUUGAUAUAGAGGAUGACGCAAUUUCAGAUAAUGAUAAUGAAGAAUUUGAUGUAUUGGAAAAUGAAUUAGAGGAGAAUGAUCCUGUUAAAAAUCAUAAAGCAGAAUUAUAUGGAGAAGUAUUGUUGUCAACAUGUUAUAUGAUUACACCAGAUGUAUUUCAGAAAGAAUCUGUAGCUAUUAGUAAAGCCUUGACAAAAACCUCUGAUACAAAAUUACUGCCAUUACAAAACAAUAAGAAACAUAAUCAGUCUUGCAGUAAUACUAGUUUAUCAUUACUUGAACAUGUUCCAAGAUUCACAUGGAAAGAAAAAAGAGAAAGAAGCGAAGAUAAAGUAGUUAAUCAAAAUAGUAAUAGUAUGUUAAAAUUAUCAAAAAGCAAAAUAGUUUCAAAUAAAAAACGUACAAAUAAUUUUGACAAUACUUCACAAACAAUAAAUUUGCCUAGUGAAUCUAAUAGGAUUUGUUAUAAACAUACUGAAAAAACUAUGUCACAUAAUAUAUCAUACAAUCUUGAUGAAAAUAUGACAAAUUUAACUUCUGUAUCAAAAAAACAUAAUACAAUGAAUGCAGAAUAUGCAAAAGAUGAAAGACAGAAUAACAGAAGAUUGACUAAUUCAAAUUCUAAAAAAAUGAGUGCAUUUAAGCAAAAUUAUUUAAAGAAAGCUAUGACUGAUGAUCUUACAGUAUAUUUAUAUGAAAAUCAAACUUCCAAAGAAAGUAGUACAAUGACAAUAUCAUCUUCAAUGACUUUAGAAUCUACGCAUGAAAAUAAAAAAGGACUAGAAAAAUUCAGCAGUAUUGCAUCAUUGAGUAACAUAAACAAUGAUAAUGACAAAUUAUUUGAUAAUGCUGCCAAUGCAAUUAAAUUUAAAUGCGAUAAAGAAGAAGAAGCAUUUUUGGCCAAACCAAAAAUUUCAAGGACGCCUCCUUGUUUACAUUAAUGUACAUGCGUGCGUAUAAUGAUAUGACUGAAAAUAUGAAUCUAUAAACAAAUGAUAGCAAAUAAUAAACAUCCAAUUACUUAACAAAAAAUUUAUUUUAAAUAGUAUAAAAAGUAUGUUUUUUUUUCUGUUUUUUCUGUUUUUUUUUUUUUUUUUUUUUUUUUUUUUUUUUAUUUAACAAUUUUUCGAUUAAGAGUACGUAGAUUUAUGUAGUAAACGCAUUUGUACUUAUAUUAUCUGUAUAUUCGGUAUUUCUAUUAUAUAGUUCAGAAGAUUCAAAAUCAUCAUAAUUAUUGUUAAUGUUAUUAUUAUUAUAACUGAAAUUUGGCGAAUGAACAGGUACUGGGUUAUUACGUGGCCUAUUUAAAAAAUUAUUACGUUUCUUUUUAUAACCUCUAUUUACAUCACCUUUAGUAUUAGGAUAAAAUCUUGUAGAAUAAAUAUAUCUAGGAUAAAGACUGGAGCCACCAAUUUUAAUUAUUAUUGCUUUCCCAUUAUCUUUUGCAUAACUAUUAGAAAAAUGAUUAUUUUUAUGUCCCUUUAUUACAUAAUUUAAAUUACUCUUGGAAGGAUAAGUAGAUACUCCAGAAGGAUAUUUGAUUCUUCUAUAAUUAAUUGGUCUUUCCAACUUAUGAAAAUUAAUGUUUUUACCAUGUAUGUUAGAAUUAUAAUUAUUUGAUACAGAGCUUGAUAAGUCACCUAAAGAUGGACUUUGAUUUUGAUUUAAACCUUGAAUUUGAUCUUUGGUCUUAUGAUCUUCUUGCAUAUAAAAUAUGUCAGGUGAAAAUAUAUUUAAUGCAUCAUCUUCAUAAUUAUAUUUUCCUUUGAUAUUAAAGAUAUUACCUUUUUGCUUUCCAUAAAAUUGUUGAUGAUUAUUGAUGUAAGUAUCAUCUGCCAUAGACGUAUCAGAAUCUUGUUCAUAUCUUAUAGGAGCAAAUGACGACGGGACUCCAUUAGAAUAGCUUCCAGAUAUGAAAUCAGUAUAAGAAGAUCCUUUGUGAUGAUGAUCACUUGAAUAUUGAGAUGAAUCGGGAUUUCUAUAUUUUCCAAAAUCAAACUCUUUAUUACUACUAUUAGUAGAGUAUUUUUGAAAAUGAUAAGGCAAAUCCUCUUUUAUAAAAUUUAAAUUGUUAUUAUGAUUUUCAUAACUUGUGUCCAUAUGUCCUGACAAUCUAUUAUCAUUCGAUUGAGCAAGAAAAGGUAAAUUACUGACUUCAAGAUUUGCUUUAUUUAUUCUGCCAUUAAAUGCAUAAUCCCUUUCUUGAUUUUCUGUAUCAUAAUUAUUAAUAUUUUUUUGAUUUAUAUUAUCCCCAGGUAUAUAUCUUCCAUUGAAAAUAUGUUUGUUGGGUUCAAAUCUGUCAUCCGGUUUAAAAUAGUAAUCUAUAGAAAUUAUUUGUUAAAUUAAUUUAUUAUUAAUGUUAGAGAUUGAUAAAAUAAUUGAUAAAGAAAAAAGAAAAAAAAAAAAAAAAAGAAAAAAAAAUACAUACUGCCAGUGGAUGCUGCUGUAUGAACCAUAAGGAUGGAACACGUAAAUAUUCUAUACUAUAAAAAUAAUAAUCUUACAAUAUAUUUAUUUUAUUGAAAAAGAAAGAAAUAUUUAUAUGUAUUGAUAUUAUUUGUUUACUUACAAAUUUUGUUCUUGCCAUCUUGAUAAGAAUUUAAUUAUGAAAGAAAAACUUUAUAAGUGUAGUUCUUUACUAACUAAGAAGGAACUGCACACACUGAUGUACAAAUCUGCUGCUUACUGUUUUAUACCUCUUGAAAGAUGUCCCUCCUUGAUAGAAAGCUAAAAGUGAUCUUGAAGAACACAUAUUGAUGGGACAUCGGAUGGGUCUUGACCAUACAGAGCAUAGAGAGUAAGAGUUAGCUUGCUUUAAUUCUUCACUUUUACAAGUUCUUAGUAAUAGGUCAGUGGAAUACUUGUUACUGCAUAUUUAUCCUUUCUCUUAGACUAUAUUUUUUGUUACAUUAUAUAUUUUACAAAAAUUGUUUUUUUUCUUUUUUUUUUUUUUUUUCUUUUUUUUUCCACAAUAAUAAAAUUUGUAUUUUCUGAUAGCUUACACUUCGUCCACGCAAUAUACGUGUAUACAUUCGUUAAUUUUCCUUCGAAUACUUUCUAGUAUAUGUAUAUGCAGGCACGUAUCCAUUUAAGAAUGCAUGCUGUCUGAAAAUUGAUCAAGUCAAUUUGAAUAGGGCGCGUUUUACUACGUUUUGAUACUACAAAAAAAGGAAAUCGAUAUGUGACUUCGAUGUUAUCACUAUUUUAAUCCUAAACGAACGAUGAAUUAUAAAAUAACAUUUAUCGUAAGCAAUUUCUAAAUCAAUAUGUUAGAAUUAAUAGGAAGAACUGGCUCAGAUGAUUUUUUCUUUUUUUUUUUUUUCCCUCGUCACUCUAUGACUUUCUUUCACGGAGUGUAUUAGAUAUUUGAAUGUAAAAAAUAGAAUAUAGACAGCAGUAGCAUUAAGAAGUAGCAUAGAAAGUAAAAUGACAAUGGAAAGUAGACACUAGUUAAUAGUAAACUUGUCGUUACCCGUUAAAGAAAAUCGAGUUGCAACAAAAAAAAAAAGAAAAAGAAAAAAAAAAAAAAAAAAAAAAAACACUUUCAUAUACAGAUCUGAUACGCUUUUUAAAUUUUUAUUUAAAAAUGAUGCGUACAAUAAUUGAUAUUACUAUUUAUUAAUCAUUCAUAUUAAUUGAUCUAACAUUUUUAUAAUAUAAUUUUUUUUGUAUUCGAUAAACAUAUUCUAUAAUCUAUGCAGUUAAUUUAAAUUACUGUGUAUAUAUAUAUAUAUAUCUAAACAUGUGUGUUUAGAAAGUAGCGCGUACAUUGUUUACUUAUUAUACGCAUGCGUGAAGAGUAUACAUUUGUUACAAGGACGUUGUUUCUGCUCAUGACUAAGAAAUGACACUUGAGACUCUGUGUAAUGUGUGUCAAACUAUGGCGAACGAAGAAAACAAGGAAAGUGAUUUAAAUGAUGUGGUCUUGCAGGAGAAUGUGUGCAAAACUAAUGCAAAGAAACGUCCAAAAAGAGUGUUGCAUUUUUCUGAUGGAGAUUUAGAAGAAUAUUCUUCAGAAGAUGAAGUAGAUAAGAUAGAAGAAAAUAAAAUUGUAGCAGAAAUCGAUCCG
Messenger RNA from Vespa velutina, 6590 nucleotides. RefSeq names its product lisH domain-containing protein ARMC9-like. The transcript is spliced from 18 exons. Bases 331 to 3462 code for a protein of 1043 amino acids. Gene Ontology annotation, cellular component: ciliary basal body; ciliary tip; centriole. The record is from RefSeq and is a predicted model, not a curated record. NCBI's taxonomy places the organism in Eukaryota, Metazoa, Arthropoda, Insecta, Hymenoptera, Vespidae. Gene Ontology annotation, biological process: cilium assembly.